CUCCCGGAGGGAGGGGGCUUGGAGCUUAUUUAACGUGCCCGGCCCGGCCGGGCGGGCGCACUCGCAGCACGGGGAGCUCAGCCGCAGCCAUGGGAUCGCAGCUGGAAGGGGCCAUGGAGACCCUGAUCAAUGUCUUCCACCACUACUCGGGCAAGGAGGGCGACAAGUACAAGCUGAGCAAGAAGGAGCUCAAGGAGCUGCUGCAGAGCGAGCUGGGAUGUUUCCUGGAGACCCAGAAGGACGCGGGGGCCGUGGAGAAGAUCAUGCAGGACCUGGAUGAGAACGGCGACGGGGAGGUGGAUUUCCAGGAAUUCGUGGUCCUGGUGGCCGCCCUGACCGUGGCCUGCAACACUUUCUUCUGGGAGAACGCCUGACCCUCCCUCCUGCCGCAUUCCCGUGGGCUCCCAAAAUCCCCCAAGAGCCCCUCCAGGCCCCCCCAGCUCACCCCCUCUGCACCCCAGCAUUCCCAGGGGAUCCCGCUGGGAUCCAGCUGCACAAUAAAGGCACCAACCCGA
Molecule: messenger RNA, 515 nt
Organism: Agelaius phoeniceus (red-winged blackbird)
Lineage: Eukaryota; Metazoa; Chordata; Aves; Passeriformes; Icteridae
Source: RefSeq, a predicted model, not a curated record